Molecule: messenger RNA, 165 nt
Organism: Theileria orientalis strain Shintoku
Lineage: Eukaryota; Apicomplexa; Aconoidasida; Piroplasmida; Theileriidae
Exons: 1
Coding region: 1-165 (54 amino acids)
Source: RefSeq, a predicted model, not a curated record
AUGUACAAGGCACUGGUGGGUGAUUUGAGUCACAUGUUGUUUGUGUCAUACGGAUACUAUGACACAGGAUAUGAAAUAGAGGUGAUAUCGUAUGGUGAUGGAGAUAAAGAGUACGGUUUCAUGAAUAAUAAAAGUAAUGUAAUAUAUCAAAUAUGCGAUAUAUAG